CACACUCACAGUCGGUAUUAUCUUCAGCACAGACCAAGAAAAAAACGUUCCAUGUAGUGUCAUUAUGAACAGACUGUGUGUUUUUAUUAAUUUAUAGCAGACCCAAAUGUUUUUGUGAAAAUCAUAACUACGACAAUAAUGUGUGCCGAACCUUUUAUACAUGACUAAAUUUUUGGCGUCUUUGAGUCACCACGGCUCGUCACAAAGCCUCCGUGAAGAGGGCUAGUGAUGGAGGUCGGCGCGCGUGCUUUGGAUGUAUUACCCCUGCUGCAAGAGAGGGUUGCUUCACUCACGGGUGGCCGGGACCGACGCGGCGGACCUAUCAUAUGGUUUCCCGCAAAUUCAAGACGCGAUCGCGUCACACCAGAUGACUAUCGGCGCUUGUUACAUUACCUUAUUAGUAUACCUAGUGAAACAGUGAGAUCCCAUGGCUUUAUUAUUUUAAUUGAUAUGAGAGGUUCAGCAUGGGCAGCAAUAAAACCUAUACUAAAAGUAUUGCAAGAGCACUUCUCCUCAUCCGUCCAUCAGGCACUUGUAGUGAAGCCUGACAAUUUCUGGCAAAAGCAACGCACAACAAUAGGAGCACAUAAAUAUAAGUUUGAGACUACUAUGAUUAGCUUAGAAGCACUGCCCAAAGUCAUAGAUAGUACUCAACUCACACCAGAUUUAGAUGGUACCUUACAAUAUGAUCAUGCCCAAUGGAUUGAUCUGCGAUUGGCUUUAGAAGAGUUGAUGUGGCAAGCGGGGGAAUUGCUAGAUCGAUUAGAUGAUUUGCAAGAGGAUGUGGCUCGUGCUGACUUCGCGGAUGACGUCACGGGCGCAAGGAGGGCUAUAGAUGCACAUGCAGACAUCAACAAGAGACUUGCCAAAGUGCCUGUAGAUGAGCUAGAAGCUCAGGGCGAACGCGUAGUCCAGCGGCUUGAGUCGGCCGCAGCGGCAUGCGCAGAAGCCAGUGGCGGUGGAGCCACGGAAGCCGCGUUCCACUGUGGCUCGCCGGCCGCCUUGCGCGCCCAGCUCUCGGCCGUAAGAUCGGCCCACGCCCACGCCCACAAACUGUGGCAACACAAGAAAAUGCAGCUCGACCAGUGCUUUCAGCUCCGGCUAUUUGAACAGGAUUGCGAAAAGAUGCUGGAAUGGAUCGUUAAUCAUCGCACGGCAUUCCUGGCAACUUACGUAGAGAUUGGUCGCUCGUGCUCCGCAGCUAAGCGCCUACAGGAAGAACAUGCCAGGUUUGCGGCCGCGUGUACGGGCGGUGGAAGGCCGAGCGUCGCUCGCGUCACUGCCGCUGCUCGCAGGCUUGCGGACAAAAGACAUUACGCGGAACCACAAAUAACAGCACUUGCGCAUCGACUUGAACGCGCCUACAAACAGCUAUCUGCAGGUUUGGAGGAACGUUCAGCAGUGCUAUCGCUAUCGGUCGUGUUCCACCACAAGGCGGAAGCUUACGCGAGCGCUGUAGGUGGAUGGGGCGCUCAGUGUGCCGUCGCCCUCCAAUUGGCAACGGGUGGGCCAGGGGCGCCCCCCUGCGCCGACCCUCGAGCUCUCGAACAACAUGCGCAAAGACACCGGCAACUUUACGAGCACAUGUGUCAAGCUUACACUGAGGUUCAUUCAACAAGUAAAAAACUGCUGUACCAACUUGACCAUUUAGUGCAAGUUUGUCAUCAGACAGAUCCGGCAGACAUGAAUGAAGGCUCUGUGAGUUCCGCGGGAGGCAGUGGUGGCGAUCCGGCAGCAGACUACAGCUCGGGAGCAAAUCACGUGCUAGCAGUCAUCCAUCAGAUCCUAGGCCAUCACAGAGCACUCGAGUCGCGCUAUCACCAGGCGAGACUUAAACUGCACCAAAGACUCGCGCUUCUGCUUUAUAAGGAAGACUGUAGGCAGGUGCUAGAUUGGCUAGGCAAUCACGGCGAGAAAUUCUUAAUGAAAAACACUGGAAUUGGCAAGAAUCUCCACAAGGCUAGGACCUAUCAGAAAUCUCAUGAACAUUUCGAAAAUGUUGCACAGAACACAUACACAAAUGCUGAAAAGCUUCUGGCGGCAGCGGAAGAGCUUGCAAGGUCUGGCGAGUGCGAUGCCGAAGAAGUACUAGGCGUGGCGCGGGAACUAGAAGCUCACGUUGCGGCGUUCGCGGCAAGGGGCGACCGACGAAGAAGACGGCUAGAUUUGGCUGUCCUACUCUACACACACGAAAAAGAGUUGCUACAAUGGCUGGAGACGUUACGGAGUGGCGGCGGCGGUACUGCGGGCGUCACUGACGAAAGCCCCGAAGCGGCGCGGCGCGCGCUCGAACAGUGCGCGCAACAUCGCGCCGCCUCGCUCGACGCCUGCGCUGCCACCAUCGCCCACGGCGAAGCAUUGCUGCAGGACUUAAGGUCAUCCGGAGAAACGGAGGCAGCAAGUACAACGGCGGUGGAGUCGACGUUAGAGCGGUUGCGUGGGACUCGGAGUGCGCUCGAAGAACUUUGGUCGGACCGAGAGCGACGGCUCGAACUCACCCUGCAACUCCGCCAUUUUGAAAGGGAUGCGCUUGAGGUAUCAUCACGGCUCGAAUUAUGGGGUGAUGAACUACAACGUACAGAGCCACCGCGCGACCCUCAACAAGCGGAACAAGCCCUCGCUGCUCAUAAUGAGAGCGUGGCUAGGAUGCAGCAUGCCACUUUCCAGGUGGUACAACAAGGUCAAGAAUUGGCGGCGGCAAUUGCGGAAGCCUCCGAUGUCAUGGCUUCAAGUGCGGACAGUUCGGAGGGUGCACCAACGGACGCGCAGGCUCGUGUGCAGCUAUUACUCGAAUUCUUACACGACAGACAAUUGGAUUUGGAGGAAUUAGCCGAAGAGAGACGCGCACGUUUCGAACAGUGCGUUCAGCUCGGCCAGUUCCAAAAGGAUGCAGCACAAGUGGUCAGUUGGAUUAGAAAUGGUGAAGCUAUGUUAUCCGCCUCGUUCUCAAUCCCGGGAACAUUGCCCGAGGCAGAGCAGCUAAAGCGAGAGCACGACCAGUUUCAAGUAGCGGUGGAGAAGACACACGCGAGCGCCGUGCAAGUUAAAUACAGAGCAGAUGCUCUACGUGCCGCUAACCAUUAUGAUCCCCAUACCAUAAGAGAAAUAUCGGAGGAAGUGACCGAAAGGUGGCAACGACUAGUAACAUGCGCGGAAGAACGCCACAAAUUGGUGACGGCAUCCCUCAAUUUCUACAAGACCGCAGAGCAGGUGUGCUCGGUUCUUGAUUCCCUGGAGAGGGAGUACCGGCGCGACGAGGACUGGUGUGGAUCUACGACCGCACUUGUCAACGCCGCGUCAGCAUCAGUAUCGGUUGCAUCCUCCACUUCAAAUAUAUAUGCUUCUUCAUCUGCUGACUCCGAUGAGCAUACGCAGAAUUUGGAUAAAGCAUCUCAGGUUGCUGCUUUAAUAGUGAAGCACGGCGAACAGAAGGAGGCUUUCCUGAAAGCGUGUACGCUCGCUCGUCGCACCGCUGAAACGUUCCUCAAGUACGCUGCACGCUCAGCGCAAGUACACGGUCAGACGGCCGCAGCUAGCAAGGCGCAUCAUGAACAAACGCGAGCAAUUUUAGACACGCUGCUCGCACAAGAGAACAAGGUACUAGAGCACUGGACGGUACGCAAGAAGCGCUUAGAGCAGUGCCAGCAGUUUGCUCUAUUCGAGCGAUCUGCUCGCGCCGCUGUUGAGUGGAUUCGUGAAACGCAAGAGCGGUGCGGCGCAGCGGCAGCGGCCGCAGCCGGCGGGGUGGCGCGGGAGUCGAGAGAACGCGUGCGUCUGCUCGCGCAACUAGCGGACGGACUCGUGGAAAAGGGUCACCCACAUGCUGUGCAGAUCAAGGAAUGGGUGGCGGCAGUUGAUGCAAGAUAUGCAGAGUUCAGCGGUUCUAUGGAAGGCGGUGAAAGUGAGGCGGAAAGUGACUCCGGCGUCGCCGUGUCGCUCAGUUCAGUACAGACUAGCGAAGCGGAGCCGCGCGUGGAGGUCCCACCCGCCGCGCACGCUGACGAAAAGCGACGCAGUGCCCGACGCAAAGAAUUCAUAAUGGCGGAGUUGCUUCAGACGGAGCGCGCAUACGUUAAAGAUCUGGAGACCUGUAUCACAUGCUACUUGCGUGAGAUGCGUACGGAUCCCGCUGCUGUGCCCUCAGCACUUCAAGGAAAGGAGGAGUUAAUAUUCGGCAACAUUGAAGAGAUACACCGAUUCCACGAACGCGUAUUCCUACGCGAACUGGACAAGUAUGAGACUAUGCCGGAGGAUGUCGGUCAUUGUUUCGUGACCUGGGCGCGCGAGUUCGAUAUGUACGUCUCAUAUUGCCGAAACAAACCUGACAGCAAUGCAGCCGUCGUGCAAAAUGCAGGGGAUUAUUUUGACAGGGUACAACGUAAAAAGAAACUGGAGCAUCCUUUGGCAGCGUAUCUUAUAAAACCGGUGCAAAGGAUAACGAAAUAUCAACUAUUGUUAAAGGACCUACAAGCGUGCUGCGCAGAAGGGCAAGGAGAAAUCAAGGACGGUUUGGAAGUUAUGCUGUCAGUACCGAAGAAGGCGAAUGACGCAAUGCACCUAUCUAACUUGGAAGGCUGUGAUGUUCCAAUUGACAGUCUAGGGGAAGUGGUGCUCCAGGACUCAUUCCAAGUAUGGGACCUUCGGCAGAUUAUCAAGAAAUGUCGAGAGAGAAGAGUUUUCCUCUUUGAUCUGCAUCUACUCCUUGCAAAAGAGGUCAAGGAUACGCAUGGGAAAGCAAAAUACAUUUAUAAGACUAAAUUCAUGACCUCAGAGUUGGGUGUGACAGAGCACAUAGAGGGUGACGAGUGCAAGUUCUCGGUUUGGACGGGUCGGGAACCCAUGGCUAGCGACUGCCGCAUCGUAUUGAAGGCGCCUUCACUAGAUGUCAAACAAACAUGGGUGCGUCGCCUCAGGGAAGUCAUACAGGAAACGUACUUCAGCGGGGCUCUACAGCAGCCGCCUCGAAGUCCAGCGCGUGCCCGCCCUGCUAGUUCACAGCGGUCAAGCCGAGAUUUCGAAGACACGGACACAGAUAAUCUCGAUCGUAACUCUCUUGCAUCGUUUGGUAGUGGCAACACCACCGACUCUGAUAAGGCGGGAGCAGAUACGUGGGUUGUGGCAGAUCACGUGGCUACUGGCGCCGGUGAGGUCUCCGUGACUAAGGGACAGCAGGUGGAAGUACUGGAAGCGUGGUCCUCGCGCCCUGAAUGGUGGCUCGUUCGCGUGCCCGGGGAACCGCCGCUGGAGGGAGCCGUUCCUGCCACUGUGCUUAAACCACAACCCCAGCAGAAGACUUCGCCAUCUAGACGACCCCUCAGCCAGCCAUCCGAAGAAACUACAGAGGCGACGUCGGAGCCCGGAGUGAGUACGAGCGCCGCCAGCCCCGGCAAACAUAGGAAGGGAAUUAUUCCGCGGUGGAUUCCGCGCCCGAGCAAGUCGCAAAGCAAGGGCGAGAAGUCACCCGGAGGAGCUAAAUCUCCCGCAGCCGCUGAGAAACCUUCCUUGAAGAAGGUGCCAUCUGAAAAGAAACUUAAGCUCCCGUACGCCGAAACCGUGCGUCUUGAGGAUGGAGAGAAUAACGCUGUUGCUCUCGAUGACACUGAGGACGAUGCCGCAGAUCUCGAACUGCCACCGCCUAUGGAGCCUAUCCAGGACCCACAAGCAGUGCUACAGCAAGCGCCGAUCCCGGCAGCGACGGCUGCGGCUCCGGCCGCGCGGAACUCGUUGGCAAUGGACGCGCUGGAAACUAACGGUGGUCCCGCCGAUAUCGCCGAAAUAGAACAAAUUGUCAAGGAAAAAAUGGAGCAACACGGCGGGGGUGCAGUAGGCAUGGUGCGUGGUGCUGACGGUGCAGACGCUGAAGAUGAAGAAGCCGCCGCUGUUGUUGACGGUACCGAGGCCACUCUUAAGAAGCGCGAGUACGUCCUGAGGGAGCUCUACGAAACAGAAGAGGUUUACGUUUCUGACUUGCGCCUCGUCUGCGAGGGCUACAUGAAGUAUAUGAUGGAACCUAACACAGAACUCCCGAUUCCUGACGGCCUCCGAGAUCGGCGCCUGAGAAUGAUCUUCGGAAAUAUUGAAGCCAUCUACGAAUGGCAUCGCGAUAAAUUCGUACGCGAGUUGGAGGGUUGCAUCGAGUUGCCGGAGAAGCUGGGCCCCCUGUUUCGCGGCUUCCUCGAGAAGAAGAUCAACAUGUACGAGAUUUACUGCCGCAACAAGCCCGUAUCCGAAUACAUCGUGUCCGAGCACGAGAACUACUUCCACGAGUUGCGCCACAAGCUUGGCCACAAAUUGCAGCUCGGAGAUCUCUUGAUCAAGCCGAUUCAGCGCAUUCAAAAAUACCAUUUGCUGGUGAAGAAAAUACUGACUUACUCCGAGGCAGCCAACGCAGCUCCCCACGUGCUCGCAGCCCUGCGCGACGCUGUGCAAUGCACCUCCACCAUUCCUAAGAACGCCAACAACAUGAUGGAAGUCGGGCGUCUGAAAGGUUUCACGGGCAAUAUUGCCGCACAAGGGCAAUUCAUGUUCCAAGAGCCGCUGGUGGUAUCCGAUGCGAACUGCUCCAACGACAAGGGCAAGGAACUGCACGUGUUCCUCUUCCAGCAGUGCGUAAUCUUCGCUGAAGCCGUCGGCAAGAAGACUCAGUUCACCAGCCCCACUUACAACUAUAAGGCCCAUGUGCUGAUCAACAAAAUGGAACUGGAAGAAGUGGAGGGCACCAACAUGUUCAUCAUUCACACGGUUGACACCACUAAACCGUCUAAGCCAAGGCAGUCGUUCAUGUGCCGCGCCCCCGAGAUCCGUCGCAAGCAUUGGAUCACUACUCUGUCCACCAUCCUCAAGUCGCAACAGGAGUUUGGGGCGUUCCUGGAGAAUCCUAGCCUCAUUAAGCACCGUGAGGUUAACGCCACUGCCAUGGGUGAAGGGUGGUGCGGGCUCCGCAAGACCGAGAGCGUCCCUCCGUCUGUGGGCGGAAGGCUUGCCCCGGAGCUCCGGGGCCGCACACAGCGCCCUCAUGCCAAGGCCAACACAAUCAACCUGCCUUCCAGCGCUCGGGACGACUACAAGAAGGCCUCAGCCAACGGGUUGCCGAAGCGCGCCUGGGGACUCAAGUUGAGGCGCGGCGGCGGCAGCAGCGACGCGCCGCCAGAGCCCGAGGGCGUGGUGACGGAGCUGCGCGCGCCGGAGCUUGCCGAGCCCGCCGCCGACGUGACCGUGGCCGCCGGCGCGUCGGCCACGCUGGCGUGCCGCGCCACCGCCACGCGCGCCCACGCCUCCUGGCGCAAGACCGCGCCGGAGACGCACGCGUUGCGCCACGGGGGCCGGUUCGCCAUCCACUUCGCGCCCGACGGCCUCGCCACGCUGACCAUACACUCGUGUCGCGCGUCCGACGCCGGCGUCUACUGCUGCCUCAUCAGCAACGAGCUCGGCGGCGUGCAGAGCUCUGCGCGGCUGACGGUGGGGUCGGGCGGAGCGCCGGGCGUGCCCGCUGUGAGAGCGCACCCGGGCGGCGGACUCGUAGUACAGUGGGACGAGUCGGAAGCUGUGCACCUGGAAUACUGCCGCGUCGGCGAGGGCGAAUGGAGGCGGGCGACAGAAACCCCGGCGGUGGCGAAUACUCUGGCGUUGGAAGAGCUACCCGCGGGCACGUAUAGCUUCCGAGUGGUGAGCGCCCGGAGUGGUGCCGCGGGUGCGGCGUCGGGCCCCGCUACGUGCGGCGGCGGCGGCAGUUGGCAACGUGAACAGUUCGCGCGCCGGUAUACCCUGGAGGAAGAGAUCGGCCGCGGCAGGACCGCGCGCGUUCUCGCCGCCCGGGACACCGGAACAGGGCAGCGCGUCGCACUCAAACAGGUGGCGGGCGGGCGCGGCGCGGACGCGGCCCGCGAGUACCGCAUCCUGUCGGGCGGCGCGCACGGCGGCGUGGUGCGCGCGCUGGCGCUGUUCGCGGAGGUGCCGCGCGCGGGCGCGCACACGCUGGUGCUGGAGCUGGUGGGCGGCGGGCCGCUGCUGGAGUGGGCGGCCGCCGCGCCCGCGCUCUACACGCAGCGCGCCGUGGCCGCGCACGCGCGACAGCUGCUGUCCGCGCUCGACUGGCUGCACUGCAACAACGUGGCCCACCUCGACGUGCGCCCCGAAAAUAUCUUGGUGGAGUUGGGCGGUUCUCAGCCACAGCUGAAGCUGGUGGACCUGGGCUCGGCCGUGGAGCUGGAAGGUUCGGGAAUGGGGACUGCGGAGGGCGCGACGGUGCUGCCCCCUGCGCCUGCGCAGCUUGAGUUUGCGCCUCCUGAGUGUGUACUGGGCAGGCCACCAGCCCCUGCGUGGGACGCAUGGGCCACCGGCGUUUUCCUCUACGUCUUCCUCACUGGGCUUUCACCAUUCCUGGACGAAUCGAUAGAGGAGACGACGGCGAACAUCAUCAAGUGCGACUACUGCUUCCCGCCGGAGCACUGGUCAGGCGUGGACGAACGCGCACAGAGUAUCAUACGCCGUCUGCUAGAGCCCGCUCCUGCGCGACGCCUCUCACCGAGAGACGCAUUGCGAGAUUCCUGGUUCGACGAGGCGAGCAACGCAACGCUAUCGGCUACUCAGCUGAAGACGUUCCUAGAGCGACGAAGGCCUUCGGGACUUGGCAACGCGUUACAUUCAUUGCGGUCUCCGAACGACACCUGACGCGGGUCCUUUGUCGACCAAGCAUAGGGGGCAUCUCAUAUUGCGAGUAAUUCCGACAUCUAGACGCUGUGUAGGCAGCUGCACAAAGACUCGACCAGAUUAGCUUCAGGAGAACCUCUCAAUACAUCUGAAGCGUAGCGUGCGGCUAACUAUUCGCUUGCACAAACUUGAUUGUAUAAGUUACUAACGCCGACGUAUAAACUAUGGAACAUCUUGAACACACAUGUAAAUUAAUUUGUACAUGGUGACUUUUUUGUGUUAUAAUGGCGACCCAAAAUCAUACAUCCAAUGUAAACUAACGAAAUAAAGAAAAAUUAACCUAUAGCGAAUGCCCCAUGAAGUCAUAAUAUUAUAAUAUUCGAUCUAUACUUUCAAAACUCAAUUAUUUUUAUUAAUUCAACACAUUUAUAGACAUCCGAGGGAUUCGUUCAAUUUUAUGUAAUCAGGAGAAUGUCUUCGUAAGACUAAAAACAUCCAUAUAUGUUUUAACUCCACUUUUAAAGAUAUAAAGUAUACAGACGUCUAUUAAAAAACAAAUAAGUUUUACAGUUUCAAAAUCUAAUGAAGUUAUAAUUUCAACUAUACGAAAUGGUCGAAUGGUCACAUACGACAAGCAAGUUUAGUUGGCCAUCAAUUUGAAGUUAGUAUACGUUCAAAUUCGAUGUGUAAACUUGUUCGAAUUUGUCAGUAAUUUACGUUAGCUUGAAGUCUUUAGCCAAUUGAACGGUGACUGCUUCGCGACCUAUUCUUAGGCUCAUCGUUAGGUUAUUUUAGACUAUAGUUUUAUUAGCAUUCGUAUUAUAGUCAUUUGUGCCCACCUAUGUAUCUGUUUCGUUGAUAUAUGCGAGUUUUUGGACAUGCAACUCGACUAGUAUAAAAAUUAUUAGUCUAUUAGUCUUUUUAUGACAGAUUAGGGAAACUUAUUGUACUCAUUCUUUUAUUAUUUUUUUCCUAAUAAAGUCAUCACUCCCUGUUAUGCGACUCACUGGGUCAGCCUGAAGUUAAUUUUGGAGACGUUCGCGCAUGUACAGUGUCCUAUGUUUGCGCAGCGACUCGUGACUUACUUCAGUCUGGCUAGCUGAAAUCAGGCAUACUUUAUACUUGGAAAGUGUAACUUCUGACAUAUGAGGUAAAAGCUUGUGAUCUAUUUUUAGGAGGAUGAACUAUUUUUAGAUUUUGUCAGUAUUUCUAUAUGCAUUAUCAAAAUGUCAUAUCUAUUAAGAGUUAAACUUAUUUAAAGUUUUCGAUAAUUGUUAAUGAACUUAAAAACGUCUUGAAAGGUUUAUUAAGAAAGUGAUAAACAAAUAGCGAGUCGGUAAAGUUGUAAAGUAUGGUUUUAGUUCUGAAAGAAAUUUUAUUUCUCUCGCAAGAAGUUUCUCUAAUUGUUUGAUGUAUUAGCUUUGUGUUACUGCAGCUUAACAACGGAUUAUUGUCGACCGUAGUUAGUUACUCAGCAUACCGCUACCAAACAUCGCUCAAACGUGUAAUUUAUAUGAAAAAGUCAACAAAACAUUUGGACCGAGUUGUAAGAGAACACUGGCAAUUAAAUGUAUAAGUCCGUAAAGGGGCCGAUUGUAAGGAAAGUGUCUGUGAUUUUGCUUAAAAUAAUGUUUCAUGCUUAUUCCUAAUUUAAAGUAUGUAUCUUUUAAAAAUACUAUUAAAAUGUAUAAUAUAGACCUAAGGUUUAGUAAGCGUAUAGUUUUAUCUUAAUUUGUGACCAAAUUGCAAAAUUUAGAUAUAUAAGUGAAAUGUAACGUGAAAUAUUGACAUAAGUAUCCCAUAGCUCAUAGUUCAUAGUUAGUUUUAUCAAUCACAGCCUUAUAAAGCCACACGCAUGUAUGCGUUAACGUAUAGUUGGUAUUAAUCUACCAGUGCUACUGUCUGUACAAUUGACAGGGAACAAUCAAAUGAUAUAUUUAUUUAUGUAUGUUUGACUAAACUGACAAGGUCAAAGUCAAAGUCAGAAAUGGCUUCAUUCAAAUAGGCAUAUAGAAGCCACUUCUUAUCCUAUGUAAUUUAUUAAGCAAGUUAUUAACAUCUUAUAGAUAUUUUAAUAGAAUUUCGUAACAAAAAAGCGGUCAUAAAAUCUUUCUUUAAAAUCACACUUGUUUAGGAAAUUGGACAGCUUGAUUUUAUUCUUUUAACACUAUAAUUAAUAAAUUGAAUAUUUUCGUUCUAUUACUUAGUAUAAAGAACACAUAUCUACUAUAUAGUAAAUGAAAAGUAUACAUAUUAUAAUAACAACCAUCUUAUUUUCGCCAAAGUGUUUUUAACUAUAUCGACGAUACAUGCUAUUCAUAUUGCGCCCAACACAACAUCGAAGUCGUGUUUCCAAAUGGAAUCAUUACACUUUAUUCAUAAUUUCACAAACCUCUUAAUUAUCUUUAAAGCACCUUAUUCUACUUUGUUUUACUUAAACUAUAUAAACUGUUUUCUCAAUAAACACUUGCCUAUUAUUAUUUAUAAUUUGGCGAAAAUAAAAGAAAUAUUCAGUCGCUAAGUCCUUCCUAAAGGAAACUGGCUGACUUUAUUCUUCGUUUCUUCUAUAUAAAAUUCUCAUUCUACGAGUUGGUAUGGGAUUGACCACGUUUAUCGGUGCUACUUUGCUUGCGCGCUGUGGCUCUCAAUGAUUAUAUGAAGAAGUUUUCAAUUUUUUAUACAUAUGGCAAUACUCUACAGUAAUAUAAACGUUUAUAACAUACAUUAUGCUAGAAUCCUUUGUAGAUUUAGGUUUGAGGAUUCAAGCUAUCUCUGCUAAAUUUCAUCCAAACAACAAGCUUUCAUAGCACUGAUAGUUAUACUCAAAUACGUUUCAUAUGCAUAUUUCAACGAUCACGUAUGAUAUUCGUGAUUGCUUGUGAUGUACAUGGAAAACGGUGUACGUACUAGCUAGCAACACCUUGGAGAUGGUUUGUUGUGAUUCUACGUUGUCUAAUUCCCUACUAUAAAGUCCAAAUAACUCGAAAGCAUUGUCCGUUUAAAGUAGCAUAGUAAUCUCUUUCGGUUGUAUAGACUGUUCGCUGGAAAGUUCAGUGUAGUGCUACUUGCGCAAAAUGGCUUGCUGAACGAAAUAUUUUUUUUAUAACUUAGUAAAUAUGUACCCGAAUGUAAGUCGUAACACGAACUUCGUGAAGUAUUAACUCGUAAUUUGUUUAUCUCAGCUACAUUCUUGUAUUUUUUUUAUCGACAGUACUGUGAUCUAUGUGUGAAAUAUUUAAUUAUAUCUAUCAAUUUAUACAAUCAUUAUUAUAUUGUAUUUUAAAUGGUUAUUUUACUGUACGAAUAUUAUUGUACUAAUAAAAGUAAGGCUAAAUUUCAGUUGUGACUGUAAUUCAUUGAAAGCGGACUAAAUAUUUGCGUUGUGAAAUACAUUGUUAUUAGCAAAGCACCACUAUAGUCGAUAUUGUAUUACAUUCGGUUACAGAUGUAGGAAAUGGGCAGUAAUUUGCAUGUAAAUAUGCCUAGUUGUUAAAAGAGCACAAUACUAUACGGGAUGACGUUUUGAGAUGAACUUUAAAUGGUUUCUAUCCUAACCGUUAUAAAUUUGAAAAUCUGUUUCUGUUGAAGAAAUGUAUUAAAACUACGUUUAAGGUUUUUGUUGCAGAUUAGUUUGAAUAAAGAUAAAAACUAAAGCAACGUGACUAAAAGUUCUGUGCAAGCAAGAGUUUUGGCAAGACUAUUUUUUUCGCAAUACUUUCCUACUUUUUUUUAGUACAACGCAAAACAGAAUGAAUUUCCAAGAUCAAAUUUUGCUAUCAUUAACGAUUGGGAUAGCUGAGUUGUCACUCUUAGAAACGCAUCCUUUAUAAUCAGCGGUGGAGUAACCUAGACCAAAUGUAUUAUUACAUAAUACAAUUUCAAAAAAUUCAGGUAACCUUCUGCUCCUAAAUGUUGCGUUAUCGAAAAUAUCGAAUUCGUUUUCUCCAUUGCCUAUCGAAUUCGUUUUCUCCAUUGCCUAUCACACAUGUACGCAUUUAUAUGCGGUAACUGGUUACGCACCGCUCUUCGGUAGCGAUAACAUCCACGUGAAAUUUUCAGCAUCUUUGCAAAAAUAUAUUGCGACACGUGAUAUAUCAUAUAACAUUUAGUCAAGGUGCCACUUCAGUAGCACGCCCGUCAUCUGCUAGCGACACUUACUAUAAAAAUGUAUUAGAACUGAUGUAAGUUUGAAUUAUAGUAUAAUAAAU
Molecule: messenger RNA, 12857 nt
Organism: Pararge aegeria (speckled wood butterfly)
Lineage: Eukaryota; Metazoa; Arthropoda; Insecta; Lepidoptera; Nymphalidae
Gene: trio
Product: kalirin
Exons: 47
Coding region: 229-8670 (2813 amino acids)
Biological process (GO): protein phosphorylation; axon guidance
Cellular component (GO): cytoplasm
Molecular function (GO): guanyl-nucleotide exchange factor activity; protein kinase activity; ATP binding
Source: RefSeq, a predicted model, not a curated record